AACUUAUCUUUAGAAGUAAAUAUAAUUCAUAGUCUCUAAAAUUCAGAUAUCAAUGCAAACUAUCAAGACCUUUCUAUCAUUGGUUUCAUUACUUUUUGUUGUUGUGGUUUAUCUUUCAUUUGCUUAAUUUUGAUAUUGAUUGAUUCUUAUGAUCAGGCUAAUUCCAGCUUGUAUAUUUUCUUUUGUACUUUGUUCUUAUAUGAAGACAACUCUGUUUUGUCAUGACUGCAUGCCAAAAAUGAUUGCUUUAUUUCCAAACUAUGACCCUUCAAGAAAGUUCCAUUUUCACUUAAUAUUCUACUAUAUCUCUCUUUCUCUGAAUUUAAAGAUAUCAUUUUUAUUUGUCCAUGAUUUUAGAAAAUUGGUUGGUGUUAUCUCUUCAAUGCUUUAGGUAAUCUCUUUUGUCAUUGUUGUUAUUUUAUACUAUCAUUCUGGUGUCUGAUUGAGACCUUAAGCCAUUUCAGCAAACUAUUUAAUGUUUACUUAAUCUGUUCUGUGGUUUUAAGAGUUUUUGACUAAUUUAUAGUAACAUUUAUUUUAUAGAGGACUUUUACUGACUUCUUUUUUCACUGUUUCAAUCUUUAAGAUAUUUCCUCGUUUUCUUGAUUUGGGGGCUACCAAAAAUCCUACAUAUUCAAGUCUUCUGUUGGAAAAUGAAGGUUAUAUGCAUGUAUAUGAAAAUCCAGCUCGAAUUAUAACAUAGUUUUUAUCUGAUCCUCCAAAGAUCAGCUCAAACACCAAUAUGAGUGUCAACAAUAUAUUGUUUUCUGGUUAAAGACUCAGCAGAGGCAAAAAAGAAAAAUACUCGUUUUGAUUGAUAUAUGCAAAAGGAGGAAGGGAGUAUUUUCUUGGACUUGUGAACAUAGUCUUGAGAUAUGGGUGGAUGUGUUUCGAGUCAAACUAAGAAGAUUAAGUUAAAAUCAAAGUACAUUCCCAAGACUCGCAGGUUUCGAAGGAAGGCGCCAUCUUCUGUUUCUGUUGCACCGAUAGAACAACUUACUGUUGCGGAAAACUAUGUAAGAGAUGUUGAUGUUUGUGAGUUUGUUACAAUAGACUAUGAGAGCCGGGCGUCAAGUCCAGCAUUUCAUCACUCCCAAAACUAUCAUCGAGUUGAUGUAACUGGAUUAAGCCAAGAUGAAGCAUGGUUUGAUUCUUGCAGCGUCCUCGACUCUGAUUCAGAUGAAGACUUUACUAGUGUUCUUGAGGAAGUGUGCCCUUCACUCGUCGUUGCAGCUGGGAGCACAUUGGAUAAUCAAAGUCAAAGUGAAAGCGCUUUACACGUUAACGAUACCAUCAAUAACAGUGAUAUGUCACGUGUAGAUGGAAAUCUUACUAAGCGGAACAACAUUGUGGAGGAUCCAAGUUUGACAUCUCAAAGAAGGAAGUUAUCAGUUGUAACACCUGCUGUUAGUAAAAUACUGCAUGAUGGAGACACGACUACGGAGUUUUGUUCAUCAAGGAGAUUAUUGUAUCAUCCGAGAGCAGGAUUUCUUAUUCCACACUCCAGUGAUGUGAAACCGACUCAAAGAUGUUGGAGUUCGAUAUCACCUUCUGUAUUUAAGCUUCGUGGCAUGAAUUAUUUCAGGGAUAAAAGGAAAUUUCCUGCCCCUAAUUGUUGUCCGUAUGUACCUAUCGGUGUUGAUUUAUUUGUUUGUCCGCGGAAGAUAUCUCACAUUGCACGGCAUCUUGAGCUUCCCUUUGUAGAGCCACAUGAAAAAGUCCCAUCACUGCUCAUCGUCAAUAUACAGCUGCCUAGUUACCCUACUUCAAUGUUCCUUGGGGACUAUGAUGGUGAGGGAACGAGCCUUGUACUAUAUUUCAAAGUUUCAGAGAAUUUUGAAAAAGAGAUAACUCCACAAUUUCAAGACAGCAUAAAGAAAUUUGUAACAGAUGAAAUGGAAACCGUAAAGGGUUUUGCAAAGGAAUCAACAGUUCCUUUCAGGGAAAGACUGAAAAUUAUGGUUGGUGUAGCCAAUCCUGAAGACCUUCAUUUAAAUCCCGCGGAGAAGAAGCUUUUACAUGCGUAUAAUGAAAAACCAGUGCUUUCGCGUCCUCAACAUGCUUUCUACAAGGAAGCCAACUACUUUGAGAUAGACUUGGAUGUUCAUCGUUUCAGCUACAUUUCCAGGAAAGGGUUUGAUGCAUUCAGAGAAAGGCUGAAACAUGGAAUCCUUGAUCUUGGAUUAACAAUUCAGGCACAGAAGCAAGAGGAGCUGCCAGAGAGAGUUUUGUGCUGUGUUCGAUUGAAUAAAAUUGACUUUGUAAAUCGUGGCCAGAUGCCUCAACUUAUAAUUCCUCUUGAUAAUUGAAAUGAUUGAGAGCUAGGCCAAUAGUUGUAAAUAUUUUUGCCACAAAAAAGAGGCUUUGAAUUCUGAAAUGUAACGAUUACACCAAUUUUAUUUGUAUCGAGAGCGAGAAAGAGUCAAAUAAUGAAAUCUGACAAAAAGUGAGUUGAAUUUU
Messenger RNA from Lycium ferocissimum, 2460 nucleotides. RefSeq lists its product as uncharacterized. Lineage: Eukaryota; Viridiplantae; Streptophyta; Magnoliopsida; Solanales; Solanaceae. The transcript is spliced from 11 exons. The record is from RefSeq and is a predicted model, not a curated record. The coding region runs from base 876 to 2309 and encodes 477 amino acids.